AUGGAUCGCAUUCUUGAGCCAUUCAGAAAUAUAAUUUCCUUCUUGUUUGGUAGAGGGCUGACUUCGAAUCCUACAAAGGUGAAAUUGUUUUUCGCAUGUUUAUGAGAUCGAGAUAUUUAUUUACUUUCUCUCUCUGAUCGAUAACUUCAAGACGUUGUUUAUUAUGCGGUUUUAUCUUUAGUGCUCGUCUACCAAGUGGAACCACGGCUUUUUUCGGAAUAGUGCGAAGCUGUUUUUUUCAUUUGAUUUCUAGAUAUCUUUAUCUGAUGUUGACCUCACAUCUGAACAAGAAGAAGAUGUGGGUAGAAUUUUGGAGGCUUACAAAAAUCCUCUCAAAGUUCAGCAAUUUAUUCUAGAAGGUGUGCCAAACGAUUAAUAUUAAUUAAUAACAUUAUUGCAUAUUAUUCUUGUGAAAAUUGAAAAUACCGAAGAAACAGGAUAUACUGUUACUCCCCUAAAAUUAGUUCCCAUAUGCUUGUCUAUCACAAAGUAGUGCUCAGCAUUUCAUGUGGCUUUCCUUACAGUUCAUUCCAGACAGGUCAUCUGGGUUAUCAUUAUCAUUGUCAACAUCAUUAUGGCCACCGUCAUCAUUACCACAAUAGACCCAAUUUUUGAUUCUCCCAUAUUAUUGUCUGCUUAAUUUUAAUAAGCAAUAUUUCUUGCUUGAUUACUUACUAUUGAUGUGAAUUGAUUGAAUAUAAUGUUGUUUUUCUUUCCCAAGGUAAACAAAUUUGUUCAAUUCCAAUUCAGCUUUGCUCCUUCUCAAAUCUCCAAAAAAUCAUAUUGCGUGGGAAUCAAUUGACUGAUAUUUCUUGGUGGGUAAUUUACCUCAAACAACUCAAAGAGCUUGAUUUAUCAUUUAAUGCCUUGGUAAGUACCCAUCUAAAGUAAUUAUUUUGAUUUAUUUAUGGGCUAUUCAUUAGUUGCAGUAGUAGCUAAUAUUAACAAUUAAUGUUGAUGAGACUAAGCUUUAUCGCCAAGCUCCAAAAGGGAAACAAAAAAAUGCAUUAAUGUCAGUAUCUGAGCAAGUGUAUCACACCUACCCCUCCCCUAAGCCGUUAUCAAGCCUAACUUUUUAUCACUUGAGGGGAGGGGUAGGUAUGCAGUUGCUCAGAUACUGAGGUUUAUCCAAAAAAUUGUUAGUGACUGUGAUAUGUUAAAGUGCCUAUUAGCUGUGUCGGGUCAGGCUGGACAGGAAGGCAUUUCACUCAUAGUUAUACUGUGUGAAUGGUAUUGAAUGGUAUACAUCACCCACCAGCUGGGUAAUGUAUUCAACAAACUUGCAUGUUUUUCAUUUCUGAGAGUCAAAGGGCUUUUGUUCCUCUUUCUUCUCUAGGAAAGUUUUCCAAGAAUCAUUGCAUAUAUUCCAACCCUGGAAGUUCUUUCAGUCAGGUACUAACAAUGCAAUUCUAUUUUAGUCCACACAUUUUUUCUGUUCUUAAAAAGUAAUCUAUUUGAGAAUCUUGCUUUAACAUGGUUGUUGUUUGAAAGGUUUUAAAAAAACCAAAGGGCAUGAAGUGCAAGAAAUCGCAGAUAAGCAAGACAUUAGUGGUAUUAGCUUUGAGUCUGAUUGGUUAAGGAGGUGGCCAAUCACAUAGCAAGUUGGAGUACAACCAAAGUAGCCUCAGUUUACUUUUGACACUCAAUUGAUAAUUGCCUCAAACAUGUAGAAAAAAAUAGUUAUGUAUCAUCAUAAUCAUACAAAUACCUGCAUAAAGAAGGAGAUAUCCAGGAGGUUUAAUUACUCUUCCAUAAGCAGCUGCUACUAGUGUAAUAGGCAGCUGUGCCCAAAGAGGGGAUGUAAGGCAAAAUUCAGACACAAGAGUCUGCUGGCUGGCUAAACAGCUGGUGGUAAGAUGUCUCAAAGGUGGCGUAGACAACUGGUAACCAGCAAUUUUUCCAACUUAGUGUUCGCUUUGCAAAAUCCUAACAAUCAGUGUUUAAUUUGUUUCCUUCUUGCAGGGGCAACUAUAUAACUUAUUUGCCAACAGAGCUUCUCAAUUUACCAAGUUUAACAAGUCUUGAUGUUCGAGAGAAUCCUUUAACAUCACCUCCAUCAGAAAUUGUAGAACAAGGGUUACAAUCCAUUUUCGAUUACUUAAAAAAGAGGAAGACUAGGAGAAACCUGUUUUGCAACUUCAAACCGUGGUUUUGCGAGGACAAAGGCCCUGUUAUUGCUGAAGUAUCUACAUUGUUUGAACUCUCUAUCAAGUAAGUAUUACUUCGUCGUGUUAAAGAAUUUGUACGCAUUUCUGUUCUUUUGAAAUCCUUUAACCCUAAGAUUGACAUGACAAGCAAUUAAUUUCUCCUUACAAUAUGACCCCUGAAUCAAAAAUUGAAGGUUACGAGAAUUAAGGAAAGGAUCACCAACUAAAGAAGCUCUUAAUGGUGAAACAAACUCUUCUUGUCAGCCCAGUAGGACAUGUAUAGAGAACAGAAUCGUGAAUAUGCAUAUGUUAGUAAAACAAAGCGUGAUAGUAAAAGCGAGGGAAGUCUGGGUCGGGUGCAGGCGUUUUACCCGACCCGACCCAAACCCUUUCGUUUUUUCACUCUGUCGCUACCAUUGCGCUUCGUUCUACUGACUGAACGCCUGGAACAGGGUAGACUUUUUUCUCAACUUUAUAAGUCCUUGCAAGUCUCUAACGAAGACAUGACUAGGCUGUUUAUACUUUCAGGUGUAUUCUUGAUUGUCAUAUCGACUUUCUCAGUGCAGGACACUUACCACCGCGACUGAAAUCAAAUCUCGAAGAGAACAGGAAGGAAGAACAAAGCUCUAUUUUUAUUUGCAAAUGCAACAUGUGCAAGAAGUAUUUCUCCAAUAAGUUUAGAUUUGAAAUCCACGACUGCUCGGUAGUUCAAUAGCCAGCGGUAUCCCUCUGGCCCUAACUGGUUACGUUAACUUAUUUUCGUAAGCAUUUAAACAGUAUAUUGCAAACAAAUUUCUUAGGCUGACUGGUUGGAAAUCAGAGAGGAAACAUUUUGUUUUAUAGCAGAGAAUCUAUGUAGCCCUGAAAGAUAUGACGGUGCUGCCUAAAUUACUUUGAUAUCUGUUGGGGCAUGAAUAGCCUACGGUCAGGCCCUCAUUAUCAGAGCUUCAGGGCGCGCGUUUCUUCAUCUGCAAGAGCGUUUAGGCUUUGAGGAACGCUAGCCAACGAUAGGUCUACAAGUGGUCCGUCACUGAUGAUUUUGAAUUAGUCAGACCCCGGCAAACUUCUCCCCUACUCGACUCAAAUUCUCCCGUGGGCAGAGAAACGCUUUUCCUAUAGCGCUAAUAAUGAUGGCUGCCUGCAGCCUAGACCAGGAACACUAUUAUUAUUUUGUGGUAUUAAAAGCCUCGCAAAAUACGUCAGAGAGAUUUGAAAGCAGCUUUGUGAAUACAGUUGUUUCUCCUGUUUUAUAUGAAAUUUUACGCGGGAAAUUGGCACGCGGCAACACAGCGGUCAAACAUUGGGCAUGCGCAAGGGGAUAAAUUUUACUUGGCCGCGCGCUCAAUCUUUUUGUGCUUCUACACGCCAAC
Messenger RNA from Pocillopora meandrina, 3517 nucleotides. The record is from the annotation of a GenBank genome assembly. Lineage: Eukaryota; Metazoa; Cnidaria; Anthozoa; Scleractinia; Pocilloporidae.